Molecule: messenger RNA, 2086 nt
Organism: Engraulis encrasicolus (European anchovy)
Lineage: Eukaryota; Metazoa; Chordata; Actinopteri; Clupeiformes; Engraulidae
Product: zinc finger protein 664-like
Exons: 4
Coding region: 1-1338 (445 amino acids)
Biological process (GO): regulation of transcription by RNA polymerase II
Cellular component (GO): nucleus
Molecular function (GO): RNA polymerase II cis-regulatory region sequence-specific DNA binding; DNA-binding transcription factor activity, RNA polymerase II-specific
Source: RefSeq, a predicted model, not a curated record
AUGGCUAAUAUCAACCGCGCACCGAAACAGUGGUGCCUGACCAAGCACGAGACUCUGAACUCAUUCGAAAACUGGAAACAAAACCUACUGUACACACUCUCACUGGAUCCGGUGUUCGCUCCUUUCCUCAUCGAUGGCACAGCAUGGGGUAAGAAGAGCCGUGAUACCCCUCUCAGAGGAUUUCAGGACGAUGAUGAAACAGACGCCUCCACAGAACAGACAAUCUCCUCAUCUGCAGGCAGUAGAACGGAACUAGUGCAGGAAGAAGAUGAAAAGUUAGACAUGAUUCCAGUCGUCAGCUCUGAUCCACAUCCGGUCACGUUUUUGAGAUUAUCAGUGCAAUUGGUUGACUGUUGUGCAACACAAGGUCAUCAAAGAACAACCAGCAAGAAAAAUGAAACUGGAGAAAAUGCCAAUAAUGUAGGGAUAGCAGGAAAGGCAUCAGAAUGGCCAUUGUCUGCAGUCCCCAACUUCACAGCCGUCCCAGAGACAGAGGUGGAUAAUGGUAGGCCAUACAAGUCUCCUGCCUGUGAAGAGGAUUUCUCCAGCAAGUCAGCAAUGGAAAAGCACCAGCAGGACAUUCACACAGGAGAGAAGCCUCAUCUCGAACAAGACCAGCACACACACAAAGGAAAAACGCCCCACCACAAACAUCAUGGCAAACGUGUUACAAAGACAAAUGCUCUGUCCGCACAGACACUCACUGACACAGGAGACAAGCGUCACCACUGUGACCAAUGUGAACAGAGUUUCUCACGAGCACGAACCCUCAGGAGACACAAGUUCAUCCAUACAGGAGAGAAACCUCACAAAUGUACUGAAUGCAGCAAAUCGUUUAGACAAUUUGAAGGUCUCAUAGAGCACAUGCGCAUUCACACAGGCGAGAAGCUCCACCACUGUGUAGAAUGUGGCAAAAAUUUCACACAAGCAAACAACCUCGCCAAGCACAAGCUCAUCCACACAGGAGAGAAGCCCUACAAAUGUACUGAAUGCAGCAAAUGUUUUAGAGAUUCUGGAACUCUCAAAAAGCACCAGUGCAUCCACACAGGAGAGAAGCUCCACCACUGUGUAGAAUGUGGCAAGAAUUUCACACAAGCAGUCAGCCUCGCCAGGCACAAGCUCAUCCACACAGGAGAGAAGCCGUACUGCUGUGACCAAUGUGAGAAGAGUUUCAGACAGGCGAGCUCCCUCAGUAGGCACAUGCUUGUCCACACAGGAGAGAGGCCCUUUCAAUGUACAGAAUGCAGUAGAUCUUUUAGCCGAGUGGGACGUCUCAAAAAACACCAGCAGCGCUUUCACACAAGGAGCCAUCUUCACGAAGUCAAUGAAUGUCGGUGAUCUUUUCUCAUUUGGGGCAACCAAGAACCCACCUUUGCUCUCACACAUGACGCAAGCCCACCCAACUGCAACUGUUAACAGUGUGUCAAACGUUUUGUAAGUGUGUGACAUCUCAUCACACACAUAUAUCCACAUUCACACAUCCAUAUUCAUGCACGCAUGUUAACACUUCAGAAGAACUAGACCAACCCACCAGGCAACAUUUUUUUCUGAUUAAUCUAGUUCAGUGGUUCUUAACCUGGGGUACGGCUACCCCCUGGGGGUCCGCCAGAGAUUUCAGGGGGUGCGCGGAAUUUUGAUUGUGUGAGGUUGUGACCAAAAUUCUGCAAACAAACAUUAUAAUCAGGCCCUCAUGCAAAGUAAUUAAUCACUUAAAUCAUUUUUUAGUGAGUAUUGAAGUAUUGGUUGGGGAUGCGCAGCUUGUCUUGAGCGCAGGUAAGGGGGUGCUUCAAGAAAAAAAGGUUAAGAACCACUGAUCUAGUUGACCAGGCAACUGUUUUAAAGUUCUGUUCUUAUAAAUAACUUGUAAAUUCAUGUGUGUAAAGUUAUUGAAAUAAUUUAUUGAAUAUUUAGUGAAAUGAAAUGUAUGUAUACUGCUGACUGAUAAUUUUCUUAUUCAUUCUCAAUUCUUUGUUUCAUUAUUUUGCCAGUUAUUCUGGGUUUAGAGAAUGGAAAGGUUUAUUAAAUGUGAGAGGUUUAUUAAAUGUCAAAGUGAAGAAGAAGGAAAAAAUUGUGCGUCGGUGUCCAU